Acipenser ruthenus (sterlet) is the source of this 5721-nucleotide messenger RNA. Its product is annotated as alpha-1A adrenergic receptor-like. Gene Ontology annotation, biological process: positive regulation of cytosolic calcium ion concentration; phospholipase C-activating G protein-coupled receptor signaling pathway; cell-cell signaling. Bases 500 to 2008 code for a protein of 502 amino acids. The transcript is spliced from 2 exons. Lineage: Eukaryota; Metazoa; Chordata; Actinopteri; Acipenseriformes; Acipenseridae. Gene Ontology annotation, molecular function: alpha1-adrenergic receptor activity. Gene Ontology annotation, cellular component: membrane. The record is from RefSeq and is a predicted model, not a curated record.
UCUAAACUCGAGAUCAGUCAUUUGGAUUCGAUUUUAUUUUUUCCAUUGUGGAUUUCUUCUUCGGAAUAACAACAAAUGCGAAAAUACACUCCCGAUGGGGAAAAUACUAACAACCAAUACUGGAUAACACCAAUUACCUCUAAACUAAAGAAAGGUAUUACAGAACAGCACCAAGAACUAGAUUUGUAUCCUAAUAUAUUUUUAAAAAAAUGACGCCUCAAUUUGGACAAAAUCCUAAACUAUGGGUAUUUGGAAUGAAACUGUAUGAGUUUUGAUUGUCAGUUCUACUCAACAGGGAUAUCAAUUACAUGACCGGAACUCUUCAAAUUUCAGGAUUCAACAUCACUGAAUUGGCAUGCGUAGCAAAAACUGCAUCCACUAAAGACACCACUAUAGCCCACUUAAUUUCGUUUCAUUUUUAAUUCUCCCACACAACAGGUGAAUGGCUGCUGUUUUGCCUGGUGAACUAAUGUAAGCUUUUCUUUAUGCAGUUUCAAAGAUGACUUUUUUAGAAUUUAUCAAUAAGAGCUACAGUGGAAACGAUUCAAGAGACGCGGUCAACCAGUCUUUUUUGCUUAUCUUUUUUGCGAACGACACCAACACCAACUCAACCGAGCUGUCCGUGGACCCUCAGUCAAUUGGUAUCGGGAUCUUUCUUGCUGUUUUUAUCUUAUUUGCGAUCGUGGGGAACAUCUUGGUAAUACUUUCAGUAAUUUGCAACAGACACUUACAAACUGUAACGAAUUAUUUCAUCAUUAACCUGGCCAUUGCAGAUUUACUGCUGAGCACUAUUGUGCUACCCUUCUCUGCCUCUUUGGAAGUCUUGGGGUUUUGGGCAUUCGGCAGGAUUUUCUGCAACAUCUGGGCAGCUGUUGAUGUGCUUUGCUGCACCGCCUCUAUAAUGAGCCUGUGCAUAAUUUCAAUAGACAGAUAUAUAGGAGUAAAAUAUUCUCUGAAAUACCCGACUAUUAUGACUGAGAAGAAAGCGGUGGUGAUCCUCAUUGUGGUCUGGGUGUCGUCUAUGGUUAUCUCAAUCGGACCGCUUUUAGGAUGGAAGGAGCCCCCGCCUUCCGAAGAGAGCAUCUGCAGCAUCACCGAGGAGCCCGGCUAUGCGCUCUUCUCGUCUUUGUUUUCAUUCUACCUGCCGUUGAUGGUCAUCCUGGUGAUGUAUUUCAGGAUCUACGUUGUAGCCAGGAGGACCACCAAAAGCCUGGAGGCAGGGGUAAAAAGGGAAAGGAACAAGUCAAAGGAAGUGGUUCUUCGGAUCCACUGUAGAAGCGUCCUGGAGGAGGCAGCUGCUAGCUCAAAGAAUAAGAACCACCCGUUCCGAAGUUCCCUCUCCUUGCGCCUUGUGAAAUUUUCAAGGGAAAAGAAAGCUGCUAAGACCCUGGCGAUUGUGGUCGGGGUUUUCAUUCUCUGCUGGUUGCCUUUUUUCUUUGUUUUGCCAUUUGGUUCUUUCUUCCCAGCUCUGAAGCCAUCUGGAAUGGUUUUCAAGGUGAUCUUCUGGUUGGGCUACUUCAACAGCUGUGUCAAUCCUAUCAUUUACCCCUGCUUCAGCAAAGAGUUUAAGAGAGCUUUCAUAAGACUUCUCAAGUGUCAGUGCCAGAGGAGGAGACGUCCUUUGUGGAGAUUCUACGACCAAAGGUGGAGAACAUUUGCCAACGGCUCGGGGAGAGGCUCCUAUGGCGACAUCAAGCCCAGAUUCUCCCCCAACGAUUCUUUCUCACUUAAUAACUCUUUCAUGUACAACAGCAAGAGGAGAACUCUUAGCCUUCGAGGGUGGAAGCUCUUCCACCCUUUUCAGAAGUCGUCUUUCCAGCUGAAGGAAAAGAUGAACAACCUCUCGAACAAGAUUAAGAUGGGGCCAAGCAGAAGCAGUGUGCCCAGCCUCAGCAAGGCAGAAAUAGAGUCUGUUUCGAUGGGAAUCUGCAGUGACUUUGCAGAGCAGAAUGACUAUCAAAUAUAUGAUCUAUCUGACUGCUACGGGUUCAAAGAAACUGACAUCUAGGAAGCCAAACCUCCAGCGCUAUGUAUAUAUUUUACAUUUGUGAAAUGAAGAUACAAAACUGAGAAAAACAAACAUGUGGAGAGACACUCAGAGGCACUCAACAACAGUUCAGUCCUUUCCUAGAGGCCUGCAUGGGUUUGGUUUAAACUGGUAGUAAACUACAAAGGUGGACCAGAUUUAAGCACAAACUAGGCUUGAUGUCAAACUUUAACAUUUUAUCAACACAUUACUCGUUUCAUGUAAGAUGUGAGGGAAUUGAGUAUGCUUUUUUCCACUCAAGUUCUUACAUGUUUUUGUGUGUAGAUUUUAACAAACUAAAAUGCAUUCCAGUUUCAUGGAAUACUUGAGGGGGACAAUUGUUUUAUGAAGAGAAUGUACCAAGGUCUUGUGAAUUCUAAAAUAGGUGAACCCCAAACAGAACCAUUAUUGAAGGUUUGGAAGGAGAAAAAGCUAAGAAUGGGUAUGUUUACAAUUACUUUUGGGACCCUUAAUGGAAUAUAGUUAGGGGUUUUAUCGGUUAAAACCGAAAAUCAGAAGCCCUAAAUAUAGUACUGUCAUCACACCUUUGUUUUAGUAUUAUUUUUCUACAUUUUGGAUAUGCAGGUUUAAGGAAUGGUACUCUGUUAUGUGGAUAUUUUAGCUUGAUUAGAUUUGUACCUUUUUAGACAUAACAUUGGGAGCUCACCAUGACGGAGGACUGAACCAGAAAAUGAUACAAAGUGAAUCUAAACAAAAAAAAAAGACAUUACUUCAGAUAAAUCUGAUAUUUCAUACCCAUUCAAAGUUGCGCUUUAAGUGUACUAUAAGCUUACCACCAGUGUCUUGUUAGUGUAUUUUAGUGUAUUAUUUUGGACAAAGUAUACUUGAAGUAUACUACAUUUAUAAGGUUGUGUUUGAGCAGUUAGCAUCCUGCAGGGUACUUUAUUUGAACGUAAUGCAGGGGUUCUUGUAUCCUGAUCAUCAUUCUGGUUUAUUGGGAAAAUCUAGAGCUAUGUAGUUCUUGCCUCUUCCAGCAGGUGUCACUGGUAUGCUGAUGUCUUUUUUCUUUCUUUUGCUCAUAGAUACCAAACUAAAAAAUAUCACACAAAGUGUUUAAAACAAUUAUUUAAUGAAUUGUACCUGUCAGGCAUGCCAUUCACCCUAUAGUUCUUAAAUGUGCAGUUUUGAAAGAAACGCAUAGCAUUGCAAACAUGUACAGAUGAACCUGUUUUAUAUCACCUCGCUUAAUAUAAUGCCCCGUUUAUUAUCACGAUUCUUCAAAAACCACUCGCCAUGCACCAUAGGUUCUUUGAGAAAUUACCUCUCUUAAUAUCACCUCACAAACCCACUUAUUUUCACAUUUUGUGCAGCUUGUCAAAUGCUGCGUGGCUGGUGUUUACUAAGUAACCACAGGAUAUAAUUAAUUUCCAACGCAACUAACAACCAAUAAUCAUCUCGGCUGAUAAACUAACAUUUUGUGCAGCCUGUCAAAUGCUGCUUGGGCGGUCUUAACAGGAUACAGUUCAGUUACAAAACACCAACAUCACCACAUUUUUCUUUUUUAACAUAGUCUUAUACAAAUGCACACAAAAAAAACCAAGUGCAACGUCUAAUUGAUAGCUCUCAUCAGUCGACAGUUCAUUCCUUUUUUAGAUAAUGACGCAAACUGAUUCGUUCCAGUUAAUGAUACAAAAUGUAUUUGUCCUGUAUUAAACUAUAUGCAUUUGUUUAAAUGUAAAGAACAACUAAAUGUACAAUAUUAAAACACUGCUCUAUAAUUCUCCGUUAGUUUUCUUUCUUUUUUUUUCUCACACUCUUAAUGUGCUGUCAUAGGCAAACAUGAAACCCACUUUAUAUCAUGAGCCGCUUUCUAUCACAAAGUAUGCCUGCACAGCAAUCAUGAUAUAAAGCAGGUUCAUCUGUAUUUUCAUUUUGAAACAUGACAUUUGUUACUACAGUAGAUGAAAGAAAAUUCUCAGUUUGUAUGCCUUGCCUUUCAGGAAGUCUGUUACUGCUUCACUUCCUAGGUCAUUUCACCUCAGUAGUGUCUUCUUUGAAGGCACAAAGCACGUCAGUCAUGAGGGGAAGCAGCUGAUUGGUUACUGACAAGAAAGAAGGACCUGAAGGGGUGGGGACCAUUUCAGUCACCAGGUGAAGCCAGGCCUGCAAACAGAGAUGUGUUUAACCAAGUGUAGGUGCAGAUAUAUUGCAAGAUGACAAACACGUGUUUCUAAACGAUGGGGGUGGAAAAUGUAUUACAUUACUCUCUAAGGUAAAAUCACUGCAAGUAAUGUGCUUGAAAUGAGAUAAAGAAUAUUUCUUGACAAGUCACCCAUAUUUAUUUGAUAAACACCAGCUUCAUGUGCCGCUGUCUUUCAAGCAGGUGGCACAUAUAAACUUCAGUUUAACAGCUGGGCCAUGCCAGCGAGGUGUUCUAGCUAAGCUCAGCUGCCAUGUGAAAUGUCAAUUAGAAACUGCAAGCCAGUUGGCUCUGAUUUUGUUGAUGUUACUUCCCGGGGGUGUACUGUGCAAUGCUAUUAGACACAGUUUCUGACUGACCAGCUUCUGACCUGUAUAUAGGAGGGGGGUAUUAAAACCUAAUUCAAAUAACUUAUCAUCAAUAGCAUGGUAAUCUAAUCAAAACCCAUACUGUUCCACAUUCAUCCUGUUCAUUUACCAAAGCAUCAAUUCCACAAAGGUUGAACCUAGGCCAGAAUGUGAUCUCCUUUUCUGACAAACAAAUACUGCAGUAGUCUACGACAAUAAAUGCAGUAUAGUGUGGUAAUUUCAACAGAAUUCAACAGAGAGGCAGAAGUAUUAAUGGCACGGCCUUUGCAAAUGCUCAGUACUUUCUUGUAAGGUUUAUGGUUAAAAGUCAAGUAUUUUGCUUGGUAUCGGUUCGCACCUUGUUUUUUGUUUACAAAACUGUCCCUGUACGUAGGUGUUUAAUAUUUACAUUAUAAAACAUUGACUAUGAUUCAACUAUUUUAUUAUUUAUUGGUGUAUAUUUUUUAUUCCGUUGUCAUGUUAUAUGUUUUUUGGGGGUUUUUUUGUAACCUUUAGUGUGGUUAAGGGGGCAGUAGCUAGGGUUCUGUCCUGCCAAUAAUAUCUGUCAACCUCCCCAUUUAAACCCAAAUCAUGGCCUUAUUGUCUGUUUUGCUUUUUAAUUUCCUCCAUUCUCCUCCACAAUGCUGCUCCACCUCUGCAACCAUCUCCCUCCAGGAAGGGUCUCUGUUUUUACCUGUGCCAGUCUCCCUCUCUGGAGAGCAAAGCUUCUUCCCAGCCUCGGAGCCCAGCAUUUCUGCCUCGACUCCUCAGAGCUGACCCUCUCUGCAUGGUAUUUCUUUUCUCUCUUCCAGCAUUCCAGUCUCCCUGCAAGGUAAUCAAAGCUCUACUUGCCUUAGAAGUCUGACCAAGUCAACCGCCAUCAGUACAGGCAUGGUUGGUCUUCAAGGGCGAGUAGCUUCAUUUCUUCAAUUCGUCCGCUAUUCUAUUGUUGGUUCCCCUUUGGGGAAGUAACGCUUGGUUCCCAGCUUUGGAGGCUGAUCAGUUCAGACUCACCUCACUUCUCUCCUAUUUCAAUUCCUGAGGCUCUUCCUCCAUGCAGCUCUUGCUCCUGCCCCGUGAAUUGUAUUUUAUGCGUGUACAAACCAAACUGUUUUUAUUGUAAAGGUAAUAUAUCCAAUUUAUUUCAACCAUUGAGAUUAAAUAUUACAUUUGUGAAAUAAAAUAAA